UUUUAGGGUUAUUUGCCCCUGCGUCAUUCUUCUUCUCCCGUGCGUCCACCCUGCAAGAGAAACCAUUGAAACCAUGAAGCCAAAACGUCCCAGAAUCAUAACUCUUACAUUUAAUCUGCGUUUUCCAUUCAAUAAUCCACUCUUCCUUCAUAAUUAUUUUGGUCUAUCUCUUCAUUCACCCUCAAACCGCCUCGAACUCCAUCUAUAAAUAUCGGCCCUCACUUUCCCUUCACCUCGCAACUGAAACGAUUUGCUCAAACAUACGAUCUCCUAGAAGCAACAUUUUCAGAUGGCGAAUUCAUACACACUGCUUGCGAAUUUGAGAGCCGGACGAUGCUCUAAUACUGCUGAGGUCCGCUUGCUGAGGUUCUGGGAGGCUAGAAAUAUCAACAAAGAAGGGGAGCUGAUGAGUAUUGAGAUGCUGCUCAUCGAUGAGGCUGAUACCCUGGUUCAAGGGUGUGUUUCUGCUGUUCACCAACGUAAGUUCAGGGAACGUCUUGCUGAAGGAUCGGUUUACACUCUCAGCGGGUUUGACGUUACACGCAGCAACCCAAAAUUCAAGUUGAGUGAUGGCCCUGUCUCCAUCCGUUUCAAUGAAGGAACUGAUUUUGAGAAGCUUUCUGCCACUGCUAGAAUCAUACCUACAGAACAUUUCCGCUUCCGAACACAUGAACAGAUUCUUGAGUUAGCAAACACCUCCAGACAGCUCCCAGAUGUUAUUGGGGAGGUUCGUGCAAUUAGGAGCACCAUCACGGACCGUUUACCCGGAGCACAACGCGUGAUGCUUACUCUUCGUGUGGAGAGUGAUGUAAAUGUUUGUGUAAGUCUUUUUGAUUCCUUAGCUGUUGCGUUCCACACCAAGUUAGUUGGCUACGGGCGGGAGCCACGGAUUGUCCUCUUCACCGGAAUCAAUCCUAAAAUAGUCUUGGGCAAGUUAUACUUGAAUGGAACAUCCGCUUCAAGGAUUUUCUUUGACUCUGAGACCUCAGCUGGAAAGGAUCGGCUUGAAAGGCGAGACCUUUGCUUUAUAAUCUACACUAGAUAUUUUGGUUCCCUGUAUUCUAUUACUUUUGAUGCGUUUUCAGUAUUAUCUUCUUACAGACUACAAGGUGGUGGAGCAGACGAGACAGGGUCUUCAUCAAAGGUGGUUCUUGCGCAAAAGAUCGAGCCUCUCACCGUCGCUGAGCUUAACGAGUUUGUUCUCUCUGCUGAACCUCAGAUCAUCGAAUUCCUUUGCACGGCUAAAGUAACUGGGAUUCAACUUGACGAUGGUUGGUGCUACAUUGGCUGCUCUCUCUGUUCAAAGAAACUCAUCCGUGAGGAAUCUUCAUUCACCUGUCCCUCAUGCAAUGAAACCAAUGCUGUAGCUGAACUGAAGAAUCGGGUAGUAUUUUCUGUUUCAGACCCGACUGGCACAUCGUCUUUCCUUGGAUUUGAUAAAGAAGUUGCUAAGCUGACUAAUGUGCUAGCUUCCGAAGCUGCGCAGAUUGUGGGGAUUGGUAUUAGUGCCCAUGUUGACACUGAGCUUCCUCGAACUCUCGCUGGCAUUGUUGGUAACACAUACACUUUCCAGCUCAAGCUAACAGACUUCAACUUCACUGCAAACCACCAGACCUUCACAAUCUCACGCAUGUUUGCUGCACCAGAGAUAGCUUCCACCCCAAGCUUUGCUGAAGCCGAAGAGGUCCCUCAACCGGCAGUCUCUCAGACCGUGACACGAGUAUCUGCAGCCAAUGGUUCAAUUGGCAGCCGUGAGGCAGCAGAAGAGGAACAGUUUGCUAUGGAAGAGAGUGCACGUAAGAAGGCACGUGUGGAAUGAGACCUUUUCCAAUAGCUUGACAACCACGUCUCUAUUUUAUCAGUUUACUUUCUCCAGUUUGAACUUUGCUUUUGUUUUUUUGCUUUUUUAUGCAAGACAAUUUCUCAGUGGUUGUUCAUUUUCAUUUUUAUCUAUGCAAAUCUUUUUCACCA
Messenger RNA from Brassica napus (rape), 1971 nucleotides. Its product is annotated as replication protein A 70 kDa DNA-binding subunit B-like. Gene Ontology annotation, molecular function: DNA binding. The record is from RefSeq and is a predicted model, not a curated record. Gene Ontology annotation, cellular component: nucleus. The coding region runs from base 290 to 1819 and encodes 509 amino acids. Gene Ontology annotation, biological process: DNA replication; DNA repair; DNA recombination. The transcript is spliced from 9 exons. NCBI's taxonomy places the organism in Eukaryota, Viridiplantae, Streptophyta, Magnoliopsida, Brassicales, Brassicaceae.